AUGCCAGCGUCGCAGAGCGACCCCCAUACCCUCCCGGCUUCGGCCAAGGAGGUCAAGGACUUGGACUCGUUCAUGCUCGUAAUGAACAAAUUAACAAUCUGCGUAAACACUGCUAUCAGCGAGGGAAAGAGCGUUUCCGCGGCCAAUAAGAAGCUCAUCAAUCUGGCCAUGGAGGAGAUAAGACGUUCCACCCGCAACCUAAACACCGCUAUUGCGUCAACAACCCCAUCUGCAUAG
Parnassius apollo (apollo) is the source of this 237-nucleotide messenger RNA. Lineage: Eukaryota; Metazoa; Arthropoda; Insecta; Lepidoptera; Papilionidae. The record is from the annotation of a GenBank genome assembly.